Solanum lycopersicum (tomato) is the source of this 357-nucleotide messenger RNA. The record is from RefSeq and is a predicted model, not a curated record. Lineage: Eukaryota; Viridiplantae; Streptophyta; Magnoliopsida; Solanales; Solanaceae.
AUGGAAUACCUAGGACACUUCAUUUAUGCUGAAGGUGUGGCCACCAAUCCUAAAAAGAUUGUUGUUGUUUGGGAAUGGCCAAAUCCUAAUAUUGUGAAGGAGAUGAGGGGAUUCAAGAUUUUUCAGAAGGUAUGGUUGGAUAACAAGCUCCUGGCUGAUCUUUUUAGGAAAGAAGGGUUUAUCUGGAAUAACAAGGCAACAAUGACUUUCAACCAGCUCAAGGAAGCUUUCAUAAGUGCACUUGUACUCAACUUACCUAGCAACAUUCUAAAGUUUGUAGUGAUGAUUGAUGCAUGUGACACCGGAAUUGGGACAUUCUUGAUGCAAGAAGGGCACCCUCUAGCUUAUCAAAGCUAG